This is a messenger RNA of Fraxinus pennsylvanica, 378 nucleotides long. NCBI's taxonomy places the organism in Eukaryota, Viridiplantae, Streptophyta, Magnoliopsida, Lamiales, Oleaceae. The record is from the annotation of a GenBank genome assembly.
AUGGUCGAUUUCUGCACCUCCAAACUGGGACGAAAAGUCGAGGCAGCUUCGACUGAGACAGAGAAGGAAACUCCAUUGCAGAACUACAAAAUUGUCGGGGUCAAGAAAUUGUCCGAGGAGAAAGCAGUAGUUUGCCACAAGCAGAAGUAUCCAUAUGCUGUUUUUUACUGCCACGAGACAGAAACCACCGUGUCUUACAAGGUGGCGAUGGUGGGGGACGACGGCACCAAGGUGAAAGCGGCUGCGGUUUGUCACAAGGAUACGGCGGCGUGGAACCCAAAACACUUGGCUUUUCAGGUGCUGAAGGUGAAACCAGGGACAGUUCCAGUCUGCCAUUUCCUUCCUCAGGAUCAUAUUGUGUGGGUUCCUAAAUAUUAG